CAAACCUUCAUCUUUAUCGCUUUUGCCGUUUCCCACCGUCACGAAGCAAAAUCUUUUUCUCAAACGACCGCUUUAGCCCUUUUUCAUCAGUUUGCUUUCUUCAGACUCAAUCAGGAGUAUUAUUUUACAGUUGUUAGGCGUAUAAAUUUAAGGAUAACUACACACACGAAAUUAAUUAAUAUUCAUAUUUGUAAGUGCAUAAUUUGACGUUUAUAUCAGAUCCGUUCCGUGGUGUGCAUCCAGCAUUCAAUUAUAGGUUUUAUUGCAAGAAAAAGCUGAGAUUUUGACAAGAAAUAUGGAAUCAUCAUCUGGGGCAGCGCCGGAAUUCGAUUAUUUGUUCAAGUUGUUGAUGAUUGGAGAUUCUGGGGUUGGGAAAAGUAGUCUUUUGCUGAGUUUCACAUCUGAUGCUUUCGAGGAGCUAUCUCCCACAAUUGGAGUGGAUUUUAAGGUAAAACACGUAACACUUGGAGGAAAGAAACUGAAGCUUGCAAUCUGGGACACAGCUGGACAAGAAAGAUUUCGGACUUUGACUAGUUCCUACUAUCGAGGGGCUCAAGGAAUCAUCAUGGUAUAUGAUGUGACACGAAGAGACACCUUUACGAAUCUAUCUGAUAUUUGGGCUAAAGAAAUCGAUCUCUACUCCACAAACCAAGAUUGCAUCAAGAUGCUAGUUGGCAACAAAGUAGAUAAGGAGAGCGAAAGGGUUGUCAGUAAAAAAGAAGGAAUCGACUUUGCUAGGGAAUAUGGCUGCCUCUUCAUCGAAUGUAGUGCCAAAACUCGUGUCAACGUGGAGCAGUGUUUUGAGGAACUUGUUUUGAAGAUCUUGGAUACGCCUAGCCUCUUGGCCGAGGGCUCGGCUGGUAAUAAAAAGAACAUCUUCAAGCAGAGACCUCCCGAGUCUAGCGAUGCAUCGAGCAGUUGCUGCUGAAUCUUUUAUCGCUUGUGUUUUCGGUUUCGUGUUUCUGCAACUUUCAUCUCUUGCAUAAUAUCGUAUGUUGCUUAAGUUAUCUAACAUGGCAUUCUUGUUUGAUCUUUUGUUUUCAUCCAUAGAUUGGUGACUGCAAAAGAAAGUAUAAUGUAGUCUUAAAAGUUGGUUUCA
This is a messenger RNA of Salvia miltiorrhiza (redroot sage), 1099 nucleotides long. Its product is annotated as ras-related protein RABC1. The record is from RefSeq and is a predicted model, not a curated record. Gene Ontology annotation, molecular function: GTP binding; GTPase activity. The transcript has 7 exons. The coding region runs from base 296 to 928 and encodes 210 amino acids. Lineage: Eukaryota; Viridiplantae; Streptophyta; Magnoliopsida; Lamiales; Lamiaceae.